UGGCUCCGCCAAUCAGCGUCCAGUUUCGCAGAAGUGUAUGACAGAGAUAUUGUAAGGCUGUAGUGGAAUAGAAGAUUAACUAAAGUGGUCGUUCUCCACUGUAGUGUGCUUGUUUUUCGUGUUUUUAGUAAGUAUGGAGGAGGAAUUCACCCAGUUACGGUGUUUCCGGGAAUAUCAUAAAUCUGAGUUAUUUAAGGACGACGGCGUGGAGACUGUGACAUCAGUCGAACAGAAAAAAGUGGAAGACACCAUCCAACAAGUAUUAAGCGCCUACCUGCAGAAUCAUAAAAUACCACAGCCUGAGCUUCUGAGAGAUCAGCAUUGUGCUUAUCUGAAGAGAGGGCUACGCCAUCUCUCUGAUGCGUAUGAGUGUCUGGAUGCCAGCCGGCCUUGGCUUUGCUACUGGAUCCUGCAUAGCCUGGAGCUGCUGGAUAAGCCUGUGCCCACCUCCAUCUCCUCAGAUGUCUGCCAGUUUCUGGCGCGGUGCCAGUGCCCGACGGGCGGCUUUGCCGGUGGUCCAGGUCAGCAGGCUCACCUGGCACCCACGUACGCGGCCGUCAACGCCCUCUGCAUCAUUGGCACUGAGGAGGCCUACAGUGUCAUCGACAGACAGAAGCUUCUGGACUUCCUGUACUCCGUCAAGCAGCCUGACGGCUCCUUCGUCAUGCACGUGGGCGGCGAGGUGGACGUCAGGAGUGCGUACUGCGCCGCCUCAGUGGCUUCCCUGACGAAUAUCAUUACACCUACACUGUUCACCGGGACGCCCGGCUGGAUUGUCAGCUGCCAAAACUGGGAGGGGGGUCUGGGCGGCAUGCCAGGCCUGGAGGCCCACGGUGGGUACACCUUCUGUGGCAUGGCGGCCAUGGUCAUCCUUGGGAAGGAGGACAUGCUGGACCUCAGAUCCUUGUUGCGCUGGGUGGCCAGCCGGCAGAUGCGCUUCGAGGGGGGCUUUCAGGGCCGCUGCAACAAGUUAGUUGACGGCUGCUACUCCUUCUGGCAAGCAGGCCUGCUGCCCCUUCUACACCGAGCGCUCUAUAAGGAGGGUGAGCUAGCUCUCAGCCAGGCCAGCUGGAUGUUCGAGCAGCAGGCCCUGCAGGAGUACAUCUUGCUCUGCUGCCAAAACCCUGCCGGUGGCCUGCUAGACAAGCCUGGAAAAUCCAGGGAUUUCUAUCACACCUGCUACUGCUUGAGCGGCCUGUCUGUAGCCCAGCACUUUGGCGGUCGGGAUGUUCACCUGGAGCUGGUUAUCGGAAAGGAUGACAACCGCCUGGAGCCGACGCACCCCGUCUACAACAUCAGCCCUGAAAACGUGACUCAGGCCAUCACGUGGUUCCAGCAGCAGCCUGUCCCCGUGCCCAAGGAGCCGGCCAGCACCUCCUAGGUCCCGAAGCCUUUUGGUUUUUGUUGCUCCGCUGAUUUUUGCUACAAACUUUGUACAGAAGCAGGUGCCGCUUUUCAGAGGCACGAAGAAUCCACUUUCGUCCAGCUCUGAAUACAAAGCACCCCGAACUCCAGCUGAAGAAAAAAAUGGAACGUCUUUAUUUUUAGUUACUAAUAAAAGUUCAAAUGUCCCGA
Molecule: messenger RNA, 1575 nt
Organism: Brienomyrus brachyistius
Lineage: Eukaryota; Metazoa; Chordata; Actinopteri; Osteoglossiformes; Mormyridae
Gene: fntb
Product: farnesyltransferase, CAAX box, beta
Exons: 12
Coding region: 134-1381 (415 amino acids)
Biological process (GO): protein farnesylation
Cellular component (GO): protein farnesyltransferase complex
Molecular function (GO): protein farnesyltransferase activity
Source: RefSeq, a predicted model, not a curated record